CUUUUCCGGUUUCAUUCGUUCAAAACGGUGAAGAAUAUCUACGUCACCGCAUCAAUCAAAGCUUGGCGAGGCCGGACGACGAAAGAGCAAAUAAAACAUACAACCAUGUUGUCUUCAACCUCGAGCGGUUGUCUCAAGCUUCUCACGCUGUCGAAUCUUCUGGGACUCGCGUUCUCGCUUCCGUUAGACUCGUCUCAUCUACGGCCGCGCUUUUCCAUCGUCAAUGUCGACGGAAGCUCAGACCCUGAUUGCACAACCUCUUCCGCACCGGCUGUCACACAGACGGUGGUGGUGCCCACUAUAGUGACGAUCCAACCGACCAUCGAAUCUCCGACGGAGACUAUCACAGUCACCGUCGCACCAACGCAGCCUCCAAUGCAGUUCUGGCCUCACAAGACCAACUCAAGCUCAACAACAAGCUCGCCGUCCGAAACGACGUGGGGAGCAACAACAACAUCUUCUUCAUCUCCAACGCUUGCACCUAUGUGGUGGCCAUCAACCACUCCCUGCGAAUCAAUCUCCACUACUACUUCGUCAUCGAGCUGGGCUCCAUCAGUCACACCAUGCGGAGACGACGACGAACUGCCUAGCGAUGGAGCGCCGUGGCGCCAACCUGCUCCCAACCCAAGCACCGUGAACGCCGUAGCAGCGAAACCCACCUAUUCGUACCCUCCAGGAGCGCAUGCUCCUCACCCUAGCGGAAUGACUGCUCCACUACCUGUGCUUCCAACAGAUGCACCGCUCUGGUACAAUAGGACGCAGGUGCCGAACUACCGAAAGCGGGUGGUUGUCAACGAGUGAAAGACGAGAAAGCGUCUUUGAUGUUGAUGCAACCGAGUCGAGAGGCCCAAAAAAUUUACGACCUGAUCUGCGACUAGAAAAUUUAUGUACGAUAAUGAACACGACUAUUUGAGAGCUUUGACGCUAUAGAGCCAAAGGUAAUGUAUAACGGACAAUAGGCAGAUGAUCUUGAGACGCAUGACGAUUCCAAAUCGGGAAUUAAACCUUAAAGUCCAAGAGGAGAUGGGGUAAUAAUUACUUGUAGGAUAGAAUGAGAAAUAAGCCAAGAUAUUCGCAAGGCGGGACGAAAUGUCAAAAACUGAUCGCUCGAAGA
Messenger RNA from Verruconis gallopava, 1114 nucleotides. RefSeq lists its product as uncharacterized. The record is from RefSeq and is a predicted model, not a curated record. The coding region runs from base 106 to 801 and encodes 231 amino acids. Lineage: Eukaryota; Fungi; Ascomycota; Dothideomycetes; Venturiales; Sympoventuriaceae. The transcript has a single exon.